Molecule: messenger RNA, 363 nt
Organism: Lactuca virosa
Lineage: Eukaryota; Viridiplantae; Streptophyta; Magnoliopsida; Asterales; Asteraceae
Source: the annotation of a GenBank genome assembly
AUGAAAAGUUUAACAACUAUUUCAAUAUUCAGGACAGAGAAUCUGGAUGGAGAAGCCUUCAUUCUUCAAUCUGCACUUGUUUCCAACCUUUAUUUCAUCUCUCAGUUGCUACACAGAAAAUACAGUGGAAAUUUCUUGGUUGAUCUAUUGGGAAAGUGGAAGGAGUCUGAAUACUCUGGACAAUCUGUCCCUGUUCGUGGCAUCGCUUACUAUGUCACUGCACCUUCAAGUUUGGCAGAUAUGGCAGCAAACCCAUUCCAUGCUCUUUUCUACUUGGUGUUCAUGCUGACAGCUUGUGCGCUAUUCUCAAAAGCUUGGAUUGAAGUUUCGGGAUCAUCUGCUAGAACCUACAGAAGGAGCUGA